Messenger RNA from Chrysochloris asiatica (Cape golden mole), 1509 nucleotides. RefSeq names its product LEM domain containing 2 (gene LEMD2). Gene Ontology annotation, biological process: negative regulation of BMP signaling pathway; nuclear envelope organization. Gene Ontology annotation, molecular function: chromatin DNA binding. The transcript has 9 exons. NCBI's taxonomy places the organism in Eukaryota, Metazoa, Chordata, Mammalia, Afrosoricida, Chrysochloridae. Bases 1 to 1509 code for a protein of 502 amino acids. Gene Ontology annotation, cellular component: nuclear inner membrane. The record is from RefSeq and is a predicted model, not a curated record.
AUGGCUGGCCUGUCGGACCUGGAGCUGCGGCGGGAGCUGCAGGCCUUGGGCUUCCAGCCAGGACCCAUCACCGACACCACCCGAGACGUAUACCGCAACAAGCUGCGCCGUCUGCGGGGCGAGGCCCGGCAGCGAAGCGAAGAGCGGCUGCGGGAGGAGGCCCGGCCACGGGGCGAGGAGCGGCUGCGGGAGGAGGCCUGGCUGCGCGAGGAGGCGCCGCUGCGCGCCCGGCCCGCUGCGUCCUCUCCACGGGUGGAGCCCUGGAUCUCCCAGCCGGCCUCGGGCUCAGUCUACGCCACCUCUGGGGCCUAUGGCGAUUUGGGGGCCUCCACGGCUUCCUCUUGGCCUGGGAGCCGCGGCCUUGCCUACUCCGCCCGCUCCGCGCAGCUCAGGCGCCGCACCUCGACCCGGGGCAGCUCCGAGGACGACGACGAUGCCCGGCUACCUAACAGGGCCGCUCCGGGUCCAGGCCUCGGGGUCCGUCGCUGGUGGUCCGCGUCCCCGACUCCCGCGAGGCCGUCCUCCUCCCUCUUCGGCCCCGACCCGCGCCCGGGCCUGCGGACGACGCGAGCGGUUCCUACGACGAAGUCCCGGCCCGAGGUGGGGCGACGGCUGGAGCGCUGCCUGUCUCGACUCCUGCUCUGGGCCAGCCUGGGGCUGCUGCUCGUUUUCCUGGGCAUCCUCUGGGUGAAGAUGGGCAAACCCUCGGCACCGCAGGAGGCGGAGGACAACAUGAAAUUGUUGCCAGUGGACUGUGAGACGAAAACAGAUAAGUUCUGUCAGGCCAAACAGAAGGCGGCCUUGCUGGAGCAGCUGCAUGAACUGUACAACUUCCUGGCCAUCCAAGCCGGUAAUUUUGAGUGUGGAAACCCAGAUAACCUAAAAAGCAAAUGUAUCCCAGUUGUGGAAGCUCAGGAAUACAUAGCAAAUGUGACCGGCAAUACUGCAGCCAAGUUUGAAGCUGCCCUGACCUGGAUCCUGAGCAGUAACAAGGACGUGGGCAUCUGGCUGAAAGGGGAGGACCCAACGGAAUUGGUAACGACCCUGGACAAGGUGGUGUGCCUGGAGUCUGCCCGCCCCCGAAUGGGUGUGGGCUGCCGCCUGAGCCGAGCCUUGCUCACUGCAGUCACCCACGUGCUCCUCUUCUUCUGGUGUUUGGCUUUCUUGUGGGCACUCCUCAUUCUCCUGAAGUAUCGGUGGCGGAAGUUGGAAGAGGAGGAGCAGGCCAUGUAUGAGAUGGUGAAGAAGAUUAUAGAUGUGGUCCAGGACCAUUACGUGGACUGGGAGCAGGACAUGGAGCGCUACCCAUACGUGGGCAUCCUGCACGUGCGGGACACCCUGAUCCCCCCGCAGAGUCGGCGGCGCAUGAAGCGGGUCUGGGACCGAGCUGUGGAGUUCCUGGCCUCCAAUGAGUCCCGGAUCCAGACAGAGUCCCACCGCGUGGCUGGAGAAGAUAUGCUGGUGUGGAGAUGGACUAAGCCCUCUUCCUUCUCUGACUCGGAGCGAUAA